Molecule: messenger RNA, 249 nt
Organism: Plasmopara halstedii
Lineage: Eukaryota; Oomycota; Peronosporomycetes; Peronosporales; Peronosporaceae
Exons: 2
Coding region: 1-249 (82 amino acids)
Source: RefSeq, a predicted model, not a curated record
AUGAAUCUGAUCAAACAAAAUGCUUUGCUUCUGUCAUCUAAUUUGGUGACAACGUCUUUUCAAGAUGAGAAACGCGGUAUCAACGUGGGAAUGCUGCUGAUUGAAGAGCUGCUUGGAGGGUUUCGCUAUUGCAUUUGCCUAUGUAUUGAGCUCUACUCGGGUCGAUCUGUCCUGUUUGUUCUUGAUGUUGGAAGCAAGACAUACCAAAAGGGUCCACCGAUAAGUGCGAUAAUGGUUGUUGAAAAGUGA